This is a messenger RNA of Leptinotarsa decemlineata (Colorado potato beetle), 2628 nucleotides long. RefSeq names its product hexamerin 70a. Lineage: Eukaryota; Metazoa; Arthropoda; Insecta; Coleoptera; Chrysomelidae. The record is from RefSeq and is a predicted model, not a curated record.
AUUUUGGAUUUUUACGAAAAUUCCAUUGAACAAUUCAUCUCUAACUAGUUAUUUGCAAACCGCAAUGUCCAUAAUAAACAACUAGAGCCGGUCUUCGCAACUUUUUUCAAAUGAAAACUAGAAACCAUUAUCAUCCAAGUUGCAGAACCUGCUAUUAUUUACAGAACCUGCUAUUUUAUUUAUCGUAUGACAAUAUUUUGAAAACAUGGUAAUAGAGAUGUUAAUGAGGUGAUCGGCAUUAUUCACCGGGAAAGAAGUUUACUAUAAGAGGAAGAUUUUUCGACACCGUCCUCAGAUUCAGCUGUUUCUUCAAGAAACAAACAUGAAGAUCUCCUUAGUACUAUUAUUGGUGGGUUUUUACAUCUGUGUUACUUUUGGACAUGGCGUUUCAGGUCAUGAUGGAAUUGAGCCCUGUCAUAAAAAUUCCGGGUUAAGAGGAGGAUAUCAUGACAGAUAUGAACACCAUAAUAGGCGAAACCAGGAAGAAAUACCCGAACAUAUCAAAGAACUGUACAUAAAGAAAGCUGAUAGAUCUUGCAUGGAAAAACAAAAGCAGAUCCUUAGCCUCCUUUACCGCCUGAACCAAAAAUCCGAGUUAUCGGAACAUAUCGAGAUUGCAAACACUUUCUCUCCUUUCGGUUCUCAAAACACUACCCUUUAUUUGAAUUCAAAAGCUGUUGAAGACUUCUACGAGUACUAUAGAUACGGUCCUCUAGAUAGAGGAGCCACUUUUACUAUUUUCGACGUGAAACAUUUGCAACAAGCCGUAGCUUUGAGCAGAUUGCUGUUCUUCGCCAGAGACUACGAAGUCUUUUACAAAACUGGCGUAUGGGCCCGUCAAAAUGUCAACCAGGGUCUCUUUACCUAUUCCCUCUAUGUAGCAGUGGUUCACCGUUCCGAUACCAAAGAAGUCAUGCUCCCACCACUCUAUGAAAUUACUCCUCAUCUGUUCUUCAGUGCCGAUAUAAUCAACAAGGCGAAAUACUACAAACAAAUUCACGACUCUAGCAAGAACAAUCAAGAAAAUAAAUACAAAGGAUACACUAUCGAAUCGGAUUAUUCCAGUAACUAUUUGACCUUGGAUGACGAACAAUCAUCUCUGGCAUACUUUCUGGAAGAUAUCGGAGUGAAUGCCUUCUUCCGCGACUUCCACAACCACUUACCGUUCUGGAUGAACGGUACAGAGUUCGGAUGGAACUACUCGCAUUUCAGAGGUCAUCUUUUCUACUCGUUCUACCAGUACAUUUGGGCCCGUUAUCAAUUGGAACGUAUCCCACUGGGACUUGAUGAUAACGAAUACUUCAACUGGGAUUUGCCGGUAACAACUCCGUACACCUCGAAUCUGGAAUAUCCAAAUGGAGUCCCCUUCCCUAGCAGGCCAAAGUUUGCCAAAUUGCAUGAAUACUUCUACAACUACGGACAGUCUAGGUGGACUCAGAGCUUCGCUGGAUUCAGCUAUAGUUUAGUAAAUGACUUCGAGAGACGAAUUGCUGAUGCUAUCGAGAGUGGCGCGACAUGGAGUGAAGCAGAAUGCAAGUUUGUGAAAGUGAAGUCCGAUGAAUUCCUAAAUGUCCUUGGCAACCUCAUUGAAACCAAUCGUGAUUCUCCAAAUGCACGUUAUUACGGCCCAAUAUGGUUCUUCGCUCGCCAUUUACUUGGUUAUUCCAUUCAAUCCUUUGAUCAAAACGAACUUGUCCCAUCUGUAUUGGAACAUUAUGAAACCACACUGCGAGACCCAGUUUUCUACCAACUCAUCAAGAAACUCGUGGUGGUACCGUUCCAGAGAUAUCUAGCUCGCAUUCCACCUUACACUGAGAACGAUUUGCUCUUCCCAGGAGUGCAGAUCACCAAGGUUAAAGUGGAUCCUCUCGUUACCUUCAACGAACCUUUCUACUCCGAUUUGAUCAACUCUGUUUUCUACAAACCGAAUGAACCCUACGGUGACUUCCUUGUGCGAGUUAGACAGAAUCGUCUCAAUCAUGCUCCAUUUGAAAUCAAACUCAACGUUAAAUCGGACAAGCCGCAAAAAGCCAGCGUUAAGGUGUUGUUGGGGCCAAAAUAUGACAGUAAGGGACGUUCUAUCGGAGUCAGCCAAGGCCGUCUUAACUUUGUACUUUUGGACCAUUUCAAUAUCGAUCUUCAACCUGGAGACAAUCUAAUCACUAGGAAAUCAUCAGACAACGGAUUCUAUGCUCCCGAUAAGAUAUCUUUCACCGAGAUAUACGACGAUGUUGAGGCAGCUCUAAAAGGCGAACGAGACUUCAAUAUCGAUUUGAGGCAAAAUUCGUAUGGAUUUCCGCAAAGAUUGCGUUUACCCAAAGGCAGCGUGGGUGGAACAUCAUACCAACUCUUCUUCGCAAUUUAUCCAUAUUCAAAGGAACACUUCCACAGAAGCAAUGACGUUGAUGCUGAUUUGAUCAAUAAUUACUCUGUGGACUAUCCUUUGGACAGAUUCAUCAAAUUUGACAAACUUUGGGAAGAAAUCCCCAACUUCCGUUUCGAGGAAGUUAAAAUUCAUUUCAAAGAAGAAUAAAAGAGCAAUAGUGAUAUACAUAGAAGAUUAUGUGAUAUGUGUGACCAUGUAUGUAUAUUUCUAUGCAAUAAACUUGAACUUUUCGCAGCACACAA